Messenger RNA from Paramisgurnus dabryanus, 3896 nucleotides. RefSeq names its product myosin binding protein Ca (gene mybpc2a). Gene Ontology annotation, cellular component: M band. NCBI's taxonomy places the organism in Eukaryota, Metazoa, Chordata, Actinopteri, Cypriniformes, Cobitidae. Gene Ontology annotation, biological process: sarcomere organization. Gene Ontology annotation, molecular function: protein binding. The record is from RefSeq and is a predicted model, not a curated record.
UGGCGGGGGCGAGCUUGCAGAGGGAGGAGUAAAUAAAAGGGAUGACAGACGAGUAAAGUAUGGUAAAAAGAAAAGCGAGAGUGACCGACAUAUGACAAAGCACCAUGCCUGAACCAAAGAAACCAGCUGCUAAGGCAGAGAAGCAGGAGGCUCCCCCUGCUGAUAAACGCGCAGAAGAACAUGUGCCAGGAGAAGAGCCACAGACAUCUCAAAUAACUGGCCUGUUUGUGGAGAGACCUCAGAGUGCCACGGUACAUAAAGGGAAAGAUAUCACAUUUGUGGCUAAGGUGGACUCCUCACAGCUGCUGAGGAAGCCAGCGAUGAAGUGGUUAAAGGGGAAAUGGCUGGAUCUAGGCAGCAAGGCCGGCAAACACCUGCAGUUUAAAGAAACCUAUGAUAGGAACACCAAGAUAUACACUUAUGAGAUGACCAUCAUUAAGGCUAAAGACGGAGAUGCCGGGGGUUACCGUUGUGAGGUCACAUCCAAAGACAAGUGUGACAGCUGCACGUUUGAAGUUACCGUUGAAGCUGCCGAAGAAACACAGCAAACAAACAUUUUGGAGGCAUUCAAGCGAUCGGGUGAUGCAGGAGAUGAUGCAGGAGAACUGGACUUCAGUGGUUUACUCAAGAAAAGAGAGAGAAAGAAGAAGGAGGAACCUGAGAUAAACGUGGAUGUGUGGGAGAUCUUGAAAAAAGCCAAGCCUUGUGACUAUGAGAAGAUCGCCUUUGAGUACGGCAUCACUGACCUUAGGGGCUUGCUUAAGAGACUGAAGAAGAUGAAGAAAGUGGAGCCCAAGAUAAGCGAUGCUUUCCUGAAAAAACUGAAUCCUGCUUAUUCUGUGGAGAAAGGCAAGAAAAUUAUGCUUUCGGUGGAGCUCACUGAUCCCAACGCUCAGGUCAAAUGGCUAAAAAACGGGCAGGAGAUCAAACCCUCAGCCAAAUAUGUCUUUGAGAGUGUGGGUGGCGUCCGUAAGCUCACUAUUAACAAGUGCACUCUGGCCGACGAUGCAGCAUACGAAUGCGUGGUUGGAGAGGAGAAGAGUUUCACAGAGGUCUUUGUUCAAGAGCCCCCAGUCACCAUCACCAAGAUGUUGGAUGACGUUCAUGUGGUGGUUGGGGAGAAGGUGGAGUUUGAAGUUGAGGUGUCUGAAGAGGGAGCCAAUGUGAAAUGGAUGAAGGAUGGUGUGGAACUGAGCCGAGAUGGAAAGUACCGCUUUAAGAAAGAUGGGAAAAAACAUUGGCUCAUCAUCAAUGAGGCGACAACAGAGGACAUUGGAACAUACCAUGUGUACACUAAUGGGGGGGAAUCCAAAGGAGAGCUGGAAGUGGAAGAGAAGGAGCUGGAGAUCCUGCAGAAUAUAGCUGAUCUGACAUUGAAGGCUUCAGAACAGGCGGUCUUCAAGUGUGAAGUGUCUGAUGAGAAAGUAACCGGCAAAUGGUUCAAGAAUGGGGUGGAGGUCAUUCCCAGUAAUCGCAUCAAAAUGACACACGUUGGCAGGACUCACAAACUGGUAAUAGAUGAUGUAAAGCCUGAGGAUGCGGGAGAUUACACCUUUGUACCUGAUGGUUACGCUCUUUCCCUUUCAGCCAAACUUAACUUCUUGGAGAUCAAGAUAGAUUAUGUCCCUCGUCAGGAACCUCCCAAAAUCCACCUGGACACCACCGGCAGCUUGGUCAACAAAAACACAAUUAUUGUCGUGGCCGGAAACAAGCUCCGUUUUGAUGUUGACAUCACUGGAGAUCCCGCCCCCACCGUCUGCUGGAAGAAAGGAGAUACGGAAAUCAGUGAGUCUGAAGGGCGUGUGAGAGUGGAGACCAGGAAGAACCUGAGCUGCUUUGUUAUUGAGGGGGCAGAGAGAUCUGAUGAGGGUCUCUAUAACAUCACUGUAACCAACCCUGCUGGAGAAGACAAGGCUGAGAUCUUUGUUAAGAUAGUCGAUGUGCCUGAUCCACCUGAGAAUGUGAAAUGCACUGGAGUUGGAGAGGACACUGCCUCUAUCCUGUGGGAUCCACCCAAAUUUGAUGGCGGAGCUCCAGUGAAAGGUUACCUGAUGGAGAGAAAAAAGAAGGGUUCUUCCAGAUGGACUAAGCUGAACUUUGACAUUUAUGAAUCCACAACAUACGAGGCUAAGAAGAUGCUUGAAGGCGUGCUGUAUGAAAUGAGGGUGUUUGCUGUUAAUGGUAUUGGUGUCUCCCAGCCAAGUGCAGUCUCCAAACCUUUCAUGCCUAUUGCUCCAACCAGUGAACCGAUUCGCCUGGUGGUGGAUGAUGUCACAGAUGGCUCCUGCCUUCUGAAAUGGCUUCCUCCUGAGAGGAUUGGAGCCGGUGGGAUAGAUGGAUACAUCAUUGAAUAUUGUGUUGAGGGAGGCACUGAGUGGGUGCAGGCCAACGAGACCCCUGUUGAGAAGAAUAGUUACAGGGUCAAAGGCCUGCCUGUGGGAGAAAAGAUGCUGUUCAGGGUGACAGCUGUAAAUAUUGCUGGCCGUAGCCGUCCAGCUGUAAUGCAGCAAGCUGUCACCAUCCGGGAGAUUGUUGAACGCCCUAAAAUCCGUGUUCCCCGGCAACUUAGAACUAAGUACAUGAAAAGAGUGGGCGAGAAGGUCAACCUAGUCAUUCCCUUCCAGGGGAAACCGCGUCCGAUAGUUACCUGGUUCAAAGAUGGGGCACCUCUAGACCCAAAGAUGGUGAAUGUCCGCACAUCUGAUGUGGACACCAUACUCUUCAUCAGGCAGUCAGUUAGAGAACAUUCUGGACAGUACACGCUGUCCGUGCAGAUCGAGAACAUGGAGGACAAAGCCACGAUUGAGAUCCAGAUUGUGGACAAGCCUGGACCACCGAUGAAUGUUACCGUAACUGAUGUUUGGGGCUGCAAUGCUACUUUAGAAUGGAAGCCACCGAAAGACAAUGGCAACAGUGACAUCAUUGGGUACACCAUUCAAAAGGCUGACCUGAAAACUAAGGAAUGGUUCACGGUUUACGAGCACAAUCGCAGACCGAGUUGCACCGUGUCUGAUCUGGUGAUGGGGAACGAGUACACGUUCCGUGUGUUUAGCGAGAACAUCUGUGGCCUGAGUGAGGAUGCUGGCAUCAGCAAAAACACAGCUGACAUCACUAAAUCAGGUCUUAAACAUAAUCGAAACCCCUACCAGGAGAAAGACAUGAAUUGCUCACCCAAGUUUAUCACACCUCUUCUGGACAGGUGUGUUAUUGCCGGUUACAAUGCUGCCAUCAGCUGUGCAGUCCGUGGUUUCCCCAAACCAAAGGUUAUAUGGAUGAAAAAUAAGAUGAUUAUUGGGGACGAUCCAAAGUUUAUCAUGCAGAAUAACCAGGGCGUUCUGACUUUAAACAUCCGUAAGCCAAGCUUGUUUGAUGGGGGAAGAUAUUCAUGCAGAGCUGUCAAUGACCUUGGGGUGGAUGAGGUGGAGUGCAAGCUGGAGGUUCGAGUUUUGACAGAUAAGACAGAGGAAGUGAAGAAGUAAAUGCAAAACCCAGAGAGACACUGAAGAUGUCUGUACAGCAAUGAUAUGGGCUUCAAGAGUGUAUCAGAAAGUGUAUCAGGAAAUCACUUAUUUAUUUAGAAUAAAAUUCUGUCGUCAUGUUGGGUUUAUUUUUUUGCUUUUCUUUUAAAGUACUGUGGUGGUACCAUGGUACAUCGAUGGUGUGAGAGGCUAAUACCAUGUUACUAAAAGAGUAACAUUUUAAUGUACUGUAAUUGGAGUUUAAACGGUACUUAAAAACAUUUAAAAGAAUACCAUGGUAUAAACAACUGAUACAAUGGUAUUUUAGUACGUUUUGUCUUAGUGAAAUUAGUAUAUAGUAUAUGAUAGUAUAGUAGCCUAAUAACAUGGUGGGGGGGGGGGGGUCACAUUGCUUGAAAUAAAAGCUCAAAAACUGAA